Messenger RNA from Lachancea mirantina, 2115 nucleotides. Lineage: Eukaryota; Fungi; Ascomycota; Saccharomycetes; Saccharomycetales; Saccharomycetaceae. The record is from the annotation of a GenBank genome assembly.
AUGUUAAGAAAUCGACAAAUCACGGCGUCGUCGUCGUGUCUCUUACAAAGAUUUUGUAGAAAUUUCCAAACCUCGACACCGUCAUGGAAAGGCCAGAAUUUAACAGAGAAAAUAGUUCAAAAUUUUGCAGUGGGACUUCCGGAGGGUAAGAAAGUUGCCGCAGGUGAUUACGUGACGAUUCAGCCGGCGCAUUGUAUGUCUCAUGACAAUUCUUGGCCUGUGGCUUUGAAAUUCAUGGGACUUGGUGCAUCUCAAAUCCGGAAUCCCAAGCAGAUUGUGAAUACGUUGGACCACGACGUUCAAAACAAAUCCGAUAAGAAUCUGACCAAGUACAAAAAUAUUGAGAAUUUUGCUGCAAAACAUGGCAUCGAUUUUUAUCCAGCGGGUCGCGGUAUUGGCCAUCAAAUCAUGAUCGAAGAAGGGUAUGCGUUUCCCUUGAAUCUGACCGUUGCAUCAGAUUCACAUUCCAACACUUAUGGUGGUAUUGGAAGUUUGGGUACGCCGGUCGUGCGUACGGAUGCAGCUGCGAUUUGGGCAACAGGUCAAACUUGGUGGCAGAUUCCUCCCGUGGCCCAGGUCGAAUUGCGCGGUGAAUUGCCCACGGGAGUCUCUGGCAAAGAUAUUAUAAUUGCCUUAUGCGGUGUUUUCAACAAGGACGAAGUCUUGAACCAUGCUAUCGAAUUUUCAGGUGAGUCGCUUGACAAGAUUCCUGUCGACUUCAGACUAACCAUUGCCAAUAUGACUACUGAAUGGGGCGCUUUGUCGGGUCUUUUCCCCGUGGAUUACACUCUAGUGCAAUGGUACCGUAACCGACUUUCGAAAGUGGGUCCCAAUCAUCCUCGUAUCAACCAGCAGACGAUUCAAAAACUCGAGACUCGCGCUCAAACUGUAAAAGCGGACGCGGAUGCCGAGUAUGCUAAAAAAUUGGUAAUAGAUUUGGGCACGCUGACUCAUUACGUCUCGGGACCUAACAGCGUAAAGGUCUCAUCGACGGUCGAAGAAUUAUCAGCUCAAAACAUCAAGGUGAACAAAGCGUACCUUGUGUCUUGUACCAACUCUCGUCUCAGUGAUUUAGAAGCUGCGGCAAAGGUCGUUUGUCCCACAGGUGAUAUCGAGAAGGUUAACAAAGUUGCACUCGGCGUGGAGUUUUACGUUGCUGCUGCCUCCUCCGAGGUUGAACAGGACGCAAGAAAAUCUGGCGCUUGGGAAAAGCUAAUGCGUGCGGGUUGCAAAACUCUACCAGCUGGUUGCGGACCUUGUAUUGGACUGGGAACUGGGCUUCUAGAGCCUGGUGAAGUCGGAAUCAGCGCUACAAACCGUAAUUUCAAAGGUCGUAUGGGCUCCAAAGACGCACUAGCGUACCUUGCGUCUCCUGCAGUGGUUGCUGCUUCUGCAGUGUUGGGUAAGAUUGGGUCACCUGCCGAAGUUUUGGGUUCUCACGAUCCAAAUUUCGAUGGCGUGAAGGCCUUUGUAGAAGACCAACCCAAUCAAGACGCUCUAGCGGCGUCAAAAUCCGAAAAUGGUGGUAAAGCCAGUGUUGAGAUGCUAGAGGGUUUCCCAAGUAAGAUUACAGGCGAGCUGGUUCUUUGCGAUGCCGAUAAUAUUAAUACCGAUGGUAUUUAUCCAGGCAAAUACACUUAUCAAGACGACGUUCCUCGCGAGAAAAUGGCACAGGUGUGUAUGGAGAACUACGACCCUGAGUUUCAAACCAAGGCGCAAGCAGGCGACAUCGUUAUCAGCGGUUUCAAUUUCGGCACUGGAUCUUCUCGGGAGCAGGCUGCCACGGCCCUUUUAGCAAAGGGCAUCCAACUCGUCGUCUCCGGGUCCUUCGGAAACAUUUUCUUCAGAAACUCGAUUAACAAUGCGCUCUUGACGUUGGAAAUCCCCAAACUGAUAGCAUUGCUGCGGGAACGGUAUGCAGAUGCGCCUAAGGAGCUCACAAGACGUACUGGCUGGUUUUUGAAUUGGGACGUCGCUCAAAGCAAAGUUACCGUGACAGAAGGCAGCCUAGAGGGUCCCGUUGUGCUGGAACAGAAAGUGGGCGAACUGGGUAAGAAUUUGCAGGAGAUUAUUGUCAAAGGCGGUCUCGAAUCGUGGGUCAAGUCGCAACUCUGA